Cajanus cajan (pigeon pea) is the source of this 423-nucleotide messenger RNA. The record is from RefSeq and is a predicted model, not a curated record. NCBI's taxonomy places the organism in Eukaryota, Viridiplantae, Streptophyta, Magnoliopsida, Fabales, Fabaceae.
AUGUUCGCGGCCAAACCCAAACGUUCCCAGCGCGGCGUCGUUUCAUCCACAACCUCCAACUCCAACAAGCUAUUGAGACUACCGCACGUCUUCGCCAAAAUUCUAGAGCUUCCUUUUCCCUCAGACGCCGACGUUUUCGUGGAGGAGACAAAACACUGUUUCCGCUUCGUGGCGGCGUGCAGCGGCGGCGGUGUGCGAGCUCAGGCCGUCGAGAUUCUCCCGGGGAUAACCAAAAUCGUGAUCAAGAGAAUGGACGGUGGUGAUGUCGCGGUGGAGGGUCAGCAGCAGCAGCAGCAGCAUGUUUCUCUAGGGCUUGGUCUCUGGCGGUUCCGGCUCCCGCCGUGCUCUCAACCGGAGAUGGUAAGCGCCGUUUGCAGCGGCGGGAAGAUGGUGGUGACGGUGCCGAAGAGCAAGAGCAGAUGA